This is a messenger RNA of Xyrauchen texanus (razorback sucker), 3280 nucleotides long. RefSeq names its product leucine zipper-EF-hand containing transmembrane protein 2 (gene letm2). The record is from RefSeq and is a predicted model, not a curated record. Gene Ontology annotation, cellular component: mitochondrial inner membrane. Gene Ontology annotation, molecular function: ribosome binding. Bases 375 to 1814 code for a protein of 479 amino acids. The transcript is spliced from 11 exons. Lineage: Eukaryota; Metazoa; Chordata; Actinopteri; Cypriniformes; Catostomidae. Gene Ontology annotation, biological process: intracellular monoatomic cation homeostasis.
CUCAUCGCAUGAUCCUCCUCGGUAGGACGGUUAGGUCUGGACCGGGGGGCAUCGGAGGCAACAUUACAGCCCAGUCUAAAAUUCGAAACAGAGUCCAUCAACAUUAAUCUAAAUAUUGAAUUUAAUCUUAAGGAGUGAAAUACCGUCGUGAAUGGAUUAUCUCGUCUCGCGAAAGGUUCGUUGUUCUCCCGUGCGGUCGCCUCGCCUCCGAGGAAAUUUGACCCUCAGCUGCAGGAGGAGCGCUGUCGAGCCGAACAUUUUUCCCCCCACCGUCAUCCGAUCUGACACAAUAUCCAAUGGUUACAGCCUAAUAGCAGUCUCAGCCGACACAAAACGGACAUAUUUCGACAGGACGCCCUGCUUUUGACCACAUAAUGGCAGUGUUCAGCUCACAGGUGCUUCUGGCCGUGACGAGAUCAAGGGGAUCCUACUUGCUUUCUAAAAGACAUGGUUGCGUUUCCCUGCCCUCGACCGCAUGCAUACACUACCACUCUGAGUUCAUCGGACAGACUGCUCUCACAGCCAGGCGUCCCAGGCCGCUCUAUCCCUGCUACACUUCCAGCUACAUUCGCCCUGGUUGCUUAGCUGCACGUCCACUCCACAGUUCUUAUGCUUGGCUUCAAGAGGCGAAGGAUAGCGCUACAGGAUCUGAGCCCAGCAAAGGUGAAUCUGUCCCAGCCGCCUCUGGCACUCAACCACCACCACCAGCAGUGCCAGGGAAGUCCCUAGGCCAGAGAGUCUUAGAUGAACUCAAGCAUUACUACCAUGGGUUCCGCCUUUUGGGAAUCGACACAAAAAUCGCUGCCAGGAUGGUCUGGAGGUUAUUACACGGACAGCUGCUCACCAGGAGAGAGAGACGGAGGCUGAUGAGAACAUGCGCUGACUUGUUCCGUCUCGUGCCAUUCAUGGUCUUUGUCAUCGUUCCUUUCAUGGAGUUUCUGCUCCCGGUUUUUCUCAAGCUCUUUCCAGAAAUGUUGCCUUCCACCUUUGAGACUGAGUCCAAGAAGGAGGAAAAACAGAAGAAGGGGCUUGCUGCUAAACUGGAGCUGGCUAAGUUCUUGCAGGAGACCAUUGGUGAGAUGGCCAGGAGGAAUAAAGCAGCGGUUGGAGAUGAAACUCAGAAGUUCUCCACUUAUGUGCAGCAGGUGAGACACACCGGUGAACAACCCAGCACUAAAGACAUUGUAAAGUUCUCCAAGCUCUUUGAGGAUGAGCUGACGCUGGAACACCUGGAGCGGCCACAGCUGGUGGCGCUGUGCAAACUGCUGGAGCUGCAGCCCAUCGGCACCAAUAACCUGCUGCGUUUCCAACUCAUGAUGCAGCUGCGCACAAUCAAGGCUGACGAUGAGAUGAUUGCCACAGAGGGUGUGGCUGCAAUGACUGUCGCAGAACUUCAGGCUGCCUGCAGGAGUCGUGGCAUGAGAUCUUUAGGUCUGACCACAGAUCAGCUCCGACAGCAGCUGCAGCAGUGGCUGGACCUGCACCUCAAAGAGAACGUUCCACCGUCCCUCUUGCUGCUCUCGCGUGCAAUGUACCUCACAGACCUCACUCCUAAAGCCCCAGUCAUCCCACCUGUGCCCAAACUGGAGAAGGCCACUCCUCCUGUGGAGAGCGAAGCUUCAGCCGAAGAGAAUCCAUUGUCAUCCUCCGUGGAGGUGCUGGUGGACUCUUCUCCCGUCAUUAAAGACAGAAAGUCAGAAGAGUUGUUGGAAAAACCCAGAGUGUUGGACAUGCCAUCACCAGAAGCUCAGUUAAUACAUGCUAAAGAGGCAGAGUUGUCACAGAAAUCCAAGAUGAGUGCCAAUGGGAUGUGAGAUGCGCCCUCCUCCCGUUACUACAGACCUAUUACUUGUUCUAGCUGAAAAGAAGAGCGUACAGUUAGGUCAUCGCUGCUACUCCUGCAGAGGAAGCAUCAAAUCUCUGGAUUUCAGAGGCCUUGCUGCCCCUUCUGUUUCACAUUCAGCCAUACAAACACUGCUCACAUUGACCUGAUGGACUUGUAACUGCUAAACUCCAAAGCAGACAUCGCCAUCUCCAUUGAUAUCUGGUCAUUCAUCACUUAUUUGGUCCUAGAAGAAGGGGAAAAUGGUUUAUAUUAUGCAAAAGCUUUCAAUUUGUAAAGACAUUUCAAACAUCACUCCUACUUUCCGAUACCUCAGUUACUUCAGUUUGACAGAUUCUGUAAAUUAGCAAUGAAACGGCAUCAAUCCAGACGUGAAAUGCUAAAGGAACUCUCAUUUUGCAGAACUGCGUUAUGUAAAUUUGUAAAUAAAUUGUGAAAAACCUGCAUAUGAUCUAAGUGCUGCUGCUUUAUACAGUCGGCUGUGCCAUAUGUGUAGGCUAAAAGUUGAAAGAAUAAUUAAGUCAUUAUUUUAAUAUGCAGAAUGCAAAAGCUAGCAUGUAGUUUGGCAGAUGAAUUGUAAAUGGCCAAGUACGUGGGUAUUUUUUAUUUUAUUUGACAUUUUCAAAUUCCCUUUGCCAAGGGAAUUUUGCAUUCACUCCCUCGGGGGAUGCGAUUUGCAGUGUAGCAAUUACGCCAGGCCUGCCUAUGGCAGACUCUGUAGUUUGGCACAGAUGGGGGGGUUGUUUAUCAUGAAGUGUUUAUUUAAUGUGUUCAUGCUGUGCCCCCCUUUGAACUAAACUGAAACUGAUUAAUUAAAGCUAAAUGACCACUGGAGUCGUAAAGUUUACAUUUCACUUACGAUGAAAAAUACAGUGGCGAUAUUCUCCUGAACUCAAAUGUUUAUUUUUGAUUCAUGUAACUUAUGGAUUGUAAUUGCGUUUCUCAUUGCACUGGAUAAACCACUGAGAGGGGAAAUCAUAAUAUGGCAAUGUUAUAAAGAUUUAAUUUUAAAAUUAAUAGAUUAAUCUGACCUGUAUGUUUUGUGUAGCCCAGGGCUUUGCCUGCCUUUGACCCAACUCUAAUCUUAAUCCAAAUUUGUACCUCUUCAAACCACCCUAUCCCACACUUUCUCAGUGCACUUUUUUAUGUAAGUCGAUCAAAUAUGUCAAAUUGAAUUUGAAACUGCCUCUCAGUGGGCAAAACAGCAUACUGUCUUUAGCUACAGUACAGUCAAGAAAUCAAGGUGCUCAUUACUGCUUCAACAGAUACCUUGUCUAAAUAUAAGUGUUACAAUUCCCCUUUUUCAUGUAGCAUAUUAUAAACAAAUACUACUGUUUUUUUUGUUUCCAAAAAGUGACAAUUUAUCAUUUUCAUUUAAUUAAAAGUUUUGUUCAGUUUAAAAACAUUUAAUUAAAAAAGUCUAAAAGAUUGAUGUGG